Molecule: messenger RNA, 1080 nt
Organism: Fusarium subglutinans
Lineage: Eukaryota; Fungi; Ascomycota; Sordariomycetes; Hypocreales; Nectriaceae
Product: reductase RED1
Exons: 2
Coding region: 1-1080 (359 amino acids)
Molecular function (GO): oxidoreductase activity, acting on the CH-CH group of donors, NAD or NADP as acceptor
Source: RefSeq, a predicted model, not a curated record
AUGGGCGGUGAAGUCUCAAACAAGACCUGGGUCUUCAAGAAGUCUCCCUCUAGCCUACCAGAGCCCGGCGUCCAUACCGCCUUUGAGGAUCGCCCCUUGAGCCUGGUCGCACCACCCGGCGGUCUCGUCAUCAAGCUCCUCACAGCUGGUCUCGACCCCCAUCAGAGAGACCGUAUGAGAGGAGCUGGCAACGUCGACUACGUACCCGGCUAUGAAGUCAACGAGCCCAUCACCAACUUCUCCAUCGCAAAGGUCAUCCGCUCAGACAACGAUGCUUUUGAGGAGGGAAGCUUGAUCGCUGGUAGUCUUCCCAUCGCUGAGUAUGGCAUCAUCCCUAAAGAGCUUAUUGAUGCUAGAGCUAUGGCGUCACCGCUUGUUUGGAAGGUCUCCAACGACUACAACCUGGAUGUUAAGCACUAUGUUGGUACCCUUGGUCUGGCUGGUAUGACUGCUUGGAACUCCUUCUACGGUCUAGUCAAGCCCGUCAAGGGUGAAACAAUCUGGGUCAAUGCUGCGUCAUCCUCUGUCGGCGAGGUUGUUGUUCAACUCGCCAAGAUCGAAGGCAUGAAGGUCAUUGCCAGUGUAAGCUCUGACGAUAAGCUCGACUACGUGGUCAAUGAGCUGGGUGCCGAUGUCGGCUUUAACUACCGAAAGGAACCUGUUGGCAAAGCCCUCAAGCGUCUUGCACCAGAUGGACUAGACGUUGUCUUUGAGAACGUUGGCGGUGAUCAUUUCCAAGCUGCCAUUGAGAACAUGAAGUGGUUCGGCCGCAUCAUCAGCUGUGGAACAGCAUCUCAGUACAACAAACCAGUUGAGGAGCAGUAUGGUGUCACCAACCUGUCAGAGAUCUUCCGUCGUCGCAUCAAGAUUCAGGGUUUCAUUUUCUGGGAUGACAACAUUUACACCGACAACAUUGAAAACUUCAAGGCUACUAUGCCGAAAUGGGUUUCGGAGGGAAAGAUCAAGUCCCGUUAUACUCAAUUUGAAGGUAUCGAGCAGGCUGACAAGGCGUUUUUGUCCAUGUUCACUGGUGGAAGUCAUGGUAAGACGGUGCUCAAGAUUAGCGACCCUGGAUUGUGA